Molecule: messenger RNA, 1473 nt
Organism: Dichotomopilus funicola
Lineage: Eukaryota; Fungi; Ascomycota; Sordariomycetes; Sordariales; Chaetomiaceae
Exons: 2
Coding region: 1-1473 (490 amino acids)
Source: RefSeq, a predicted model, not a curated record
AUGUCCUCCUUAACUACAAAUCCGGCCAACGCAGACGAGGAUGUGAGAACCAACCUGGACCCGACGCCACUACUAUUCAACGACGUGUAUUUUGAUCGCCAAUCCGAAUCCACCUUCUCCCCGUCCCCGUCUACCUGGGCGCCAUUCUCCCGCCUUCCAACGGAACUGCGUCUACACAUCUGGAAGCUUUCCCUCCAACAGCAUCGCAUGAUCGAAGUCGAUCUCCUAACCAUCGCCCGCAACAACAUCCCCCGGUACACCAACCGCAACCAUCUCGGCAGAAUCAUCAGCGACAAGAACUACACCCGCCGGCUGCGAGGCCGUGAGUCCUACGCAUUGUCGCUCACCCCACUCCUUCGCGUCAGUCAUGAGGCGAGGGCCGCCGCGCUCAACUUCUACCACAUCCACUUGCCGUUAAGUACGGGGCAGGUUCUGUACCUCAACUCAGAAUAUGACGUCGUAUAUGCCCGACCCCGAUAUAAGAAACAUCCCGUGGGGGGUGAUUACAUGCGAGACGACACAUUUCUCCUCGCCGACUUUCUGCAUGACGUCCGAGCGUAUGAUCACAAAGACCAUGGAAUCACCCGCCUCGCCCUAGGCAACGAAAUCCUUCACCAAUUCCUCGACUACUUCAAAGGGAAGACCUGGCUAACCCCCGACAAGCUCCACCACCCCACCGCAGCGGCUUCCUUCGCUGCCAUCCUCCGCCACAAGCUCCACACUUUGUUCUACAUCGUCGACUUCCGGUAUUCCGCACGCGGCAUGGGCCCAAACCCCUUCAGCAGCGGAUGGCGCACUCACUUUGCCCAGAGUUUCCCCCUCCGCCGACGGGGCCAUGUUGCGGGGGGGUUUCAAUGGUUUCCGGCAGACCCUCGGCCCGGCGUGGCAUUGGAUCUUCGCCAGGUGCCGCUGUGCGAGGAUCCGCGGACCAUGUUGCAAGGCUGGCGGGACCUGGAGCGGGUUUUCUUUUUGUUUGAUUCUGGCGUGCCCACGGAAAAUCAGCAGCAAACCGCCGCUGCCAGUCGAGAAAGUGAUGACGAUGGCGGUCACGGUGGGUGUCGCGUUUAUAUCUGCCCCACCCAGAAAUGGCCAACCGUCCCCAACACUUGGCCACCGGUGGUACCACCAACGAUAGAUCUGGACGGGGAUUACAAAAUACAAGAGCGGGCAGCCGAACGCGAGGCCGUGUGGUCAAGGGACGAGCUGAGGCAGCACUUCCGAGACGAGGUUACGCAGUGGGAGAAGCAGCGGGCGAAUUAUCCGUACUCCCUCCAAGAUAGCCCCCCGGGUUCCAUGUAUUCUGCCGACUCGCCAGAAGAGAUGGAAGUGUUUCUGGAAAUGGAGAAACUCCCCUGUACGGCCAUUGGUAUGUGGCUAAUGGAAGCGGAAGCCUUCCCGCCACCUACCGAUCGGAGAUUCCAUACGUUUAACCUGUCGAGUAUCCGGCCAGGUUUGCUUUUGUUUCAGGUGUGA